This is a messenger RNA of Dimorphilus gyrociliatus, 38653 nucleotides long. NCBI's taxonomy places the organism in Eukaryota, Metazoa, Annelida, Polychaeta, Dinophilidae. The record is from the annotation of a GenBank genome assembly.
AAACAUGAAAAAUCUUAAGGCAAAAGUUUUCGACAAUUUAGAACAAGCAGAAUUGAAUUUACAAGAACAUGAAAACUUUUUGUCUGAGGAACAAGGCAUAUCAAAGUGGCUGAAUGAACUCGAAAAACAAGCUUCAAAAUGCAAGCAAAGUGCUACCUCUUCAUCUGACACAGUAUCACUUGAUGAACAAGAGUCAAGACUUAUUGAAGUUGUAUUUGAAAGGGAUAGUAAAUCUGAAAAAUUGCAAAAUGUUUUAAGAGAUGGAGAGCGUUUAUAUACAUCAACAUCUCCUGAAGGAAGAGAACUUAUUCGUCAGCAGCUUCGUAACGUUAAUGAUCAAUGGGAAAAUAUUAAUUCAACUUUAACAGAUGUUCAACGGAGGCUGGAUGGUGCAAGAGUUCAAGUUACGUCUUAUGAUGAAUCAGCCUCUCAAAGUGCUCAAUGGCUUCAAGAAUCAGAGGCUGCUAUUCGCAAAAUAAUACAGGAGAAGUAUACUACUCUAGACGAGAAAAAAGAAUCUCUUUCAAAUUAUCGUUCCCGUUUUGCUGAUAUUGUAGCAAGGCAGCAUGUAUUUGAUUCAUUAGCUGAGAAGGCAGAAUCUAUCGCUGGCCCGCAAUCUAAAGCAGUUAAGCAAGUUCACAGUCUUAAAAAACAAUACGAUCAUUUAUUGAAUUUAAAUGACAAGACAUUAAAUGGUCUGGCUGAUGUUGUGUCAUUACAUGAAGAAUAUGAAGAAAAACACAGAGGGGGAAAUGAAUGGCUUAAAAAUUGCUUCGAUAAAAUAGGCUCUUGUAAAGAUGUUUCUGGUGACAAGUUUGCUGUUCAGCAUAAAAUAGAGAAAAUAAAGGAAAUAGAUGAACGUAAACACGAAGGAAGUACAUUGGUUCAAGCAGCUAUAACCGCUUCAAAGGCAGUGUUAGACACCACGACUGUCAAUGGUCAAGAUAUAAUAAUGCGAGAAGUUAAUGAUAUGAAGCAUAGCUGGGAAGACUUGAAUGAUACAAUUGAACUAAUAUCGGACAAGCUACAUCGAGCUUUAGCAAAUUGGCAAGUUUAUGAUGAAACUUAUCAGAUUCUCAUGGAUUGGUUAAGAUCAUGUGAAAAUCAAAUUAAAAACCAACAAUUAGGUUCAACUUUGGAAGAAAAGGAAAAGCAACUUGAAGCUUAUAAAAAUAUUCAUCAAGACUUGCUGUCACGUAGAAGUGAAAUGGAUGAAAUUAUAGCUAGCAGUGAAAGGCUAAAGGGUGUUUCAGGAGAAAGUAGAAUUUUACAGUCAACUUCCAUCUUAAGAAAUAAAUAUGAUAACUUACGUGAUGAAGUUGAAGACAUUUGUGAGAAAUAUAAGAAAAUUGUAUCUGAUCACUCUUCGUACAGGGAAAAAUAUUUUAAUUUAACAGACUGGUUAAAAACGUCCAAGGCCAAGCUAGAUAAAGCUAAAUCUCAGGGCGAAACAGAUGAUGUCAAACUAAGAUCACAGAAUUUGGAUCUACUUUUGAAGGAGAGUGAGGUUACAGGUCAAAGUUUACUUCAAAAUGCCCUUUCUGCUGGAGAGCUCUUAUAUUCAGAUACAUCUCAUGAAGGUCGAAAUAAGAUACGCCAACAAUUACGUACUGCCCAAGAAACUUGGGAUGCCUAUCGGUCUGAGUUAAUCUCUUCGCAAAGAUCUCUAACAGCCGUCCAACAAGAAUUAAAAGAAUUACGAGAUUUACAAAAAGAACUUGAUGUAUGGUUUGCAGAAGUAUACAAAGCUUUAGACGGAUUUAAAAAAGGUGCUACUUUACCUGAAAAAAAGCAAAUUGUGGAUGAUUACAAAAUAGUUAUGCAUGACGUUGAUAGCCAUGGCAAAGCUCUUAUGAAGAUUAUGGAAAAAAGUAGAUCUUCAGCAGUUUCGUCCCAUGACUAUGAAUUAACAAAUUUUGUCAAGUUAGCAACGGAAAGAUACGAAAACCUUCUUAUUAAAGCAAGAUCAGCAGUAGAACUGGCAGGGAAAGCCGUUGAAGAUCAUAUAAAGUUUGAAGAAGCUAAGCAAACUGUUGAAGAGUGGCUGAAAGCUGCAAAUGAAACACUGCAAUCUUGUGAACACUUUUCGACUGAUAAAUUGAGUAUAAUCGGAAAGCUGGAAAAAGUUAAUAACUUAUUUAAUUCCAAACACGAAGGGGAAAAUCAGAUUCACGCUUUGAAAAAUAUGUUGCAAACAGUUCAGAGUUCAACUGAUCAAUCAGGCAAGUCUAUAUUUAAAGAGGAGGUAGAAACCGUUGAAAAUUCUUGGAUACAAUUUUUGUGUCAUCUUGAGGAUAUAUUAAACAAACUCAAAGAACAUAAAGAAGAUUGGGAUAAAUUUUCUUUUAUUAAUGAACAAUUAGAAAAAGAACUUAGAGAUAUUGAAAGACAAAUCAGAGAUAUUUCUGUCAGCAACACUUUGGAAGAAAAAAUCAAAUUGAAAAACACUAUAUCGGACCUUUUAGCACAAACCAAACGGCUACAGCCAUCAGUGGAUGAGGUGAAGCAACGUGCUAGGACUUUAUCGGAAGGGUCUCUCAGUACGACUGAUGCUAGAAUAACUACCAGCAUUGAGCAAUUAGGAGAUAGGUAUACAAACCUUAAAGCUAGAAUUGAAGAUGAAGUGAAAAGAUCUCAUGAAAAUGUCAUUGAUCAUGAACUAUUCGAAGUUAAAAUGUCUGACUUUGAGAAAUGGAUAAAGGAAAUAAAGACAAAGUUGAUAAGGCCCGUUUCUGCUGGUUCUUCUCAUCGUUAUGAUUUAGCUGCGAGGCAGAAUAUGCUUAAGGACUUAGUAUCUCAAAUACAAAGUGGUUCAAGCCGUAUGGCUGAUGUUAUUGAAGCUGGAGAAAAGUUAUAUCCACAUACAGCACCUGAGGGAAGAGAAUCGAUUAGACAAAAAAUACGCGCUUUACGAAGUUCGUAUGAGGAUGUGUAUGAUGAAAUUCAUAAACAACAACGUUCUCUCGAAGCAUCUUUUAUUCAAUGGACCUCACUAGAGGAAAGUAUUGAAAAAAUAACUUCCACCCUCAAGAAGAUUGAACAACAAAUGGGCGAGGAGUCCCCUCUCUUUGCAACUCUACAUGAAAAGAGAAGUGAGUUAGUAAAUUUAAGAAGUACAAAUCAUGACCUGACUUCGUUGAUGCGAGUUUUGGAUACAUUAGAAGAAAAAGCUCAAUCUCUACUAGAAACAGAUCCCACGCCCGCAGAAAAUAUAGCCCAACUGCGGAACAAGCAUGAAAGACUUUCUUCUGUUGUGAAGGAAAGACUUAAUUUAUGUGAAAAUUACGUUGAAGACGACGAAAAAUUUCAAAACGCAUUAGCUGAAGCUAAUCAAUGGUUAGCCUCACUAAGGCAAAGAUUAACACUUUGUUCAAAUCCAACUGGUGAUUCUCACGUCAUAAAGAAUAAAUUGGAUAGAUUGCAGGCUCGUUUUGAAACUGAAACUUUCAAGGACGAGGGUCUGAAACGAGUUAACAAUAUUUCUCUCGUUGCUGAAAGAGUCAUUGCUGGAUCGACUGCAAGUGGUAUUAGUGCAAUUAGGCAGCAAGUAUCAGCAUUAAAGAAUGAGUGGGAUUCCAUACAGUCAGAUAUUGUAAAAGCUAAAUCCGAAUUAGAACGCUGUCUUCAACAUUGGACUGUUUAUGAACAAAUUCGAGAUGACUGUAGUCAAACCCUCAGGAAAACGGAAAAUCAGUUGUCUCAAAGUAUGGACCUCGCAGAUAAACGUAUCGAAAAAGAGGAAAUAAGUGAAAAAUUACGAAAUCUACAACAAGAUUUAAGGUCAAAGCAAAUGGAUAUGGAUAAGCUAAGUGAUCAAGCUCAAAUUAUAGCUCGACAAUGUCAAGAAAAAUCUGUUACAAAUUCUACUUCUCGAACAAUGUCAGCUUAUCAAACUUUAUGCCAAAAAGUAAAUGAGUCCUGUGCAAGGUGGAAGCAGUAUGCAAAAGACCAUUGCGAUCUAGAUGAGAAGAUAACAGAGUUUUCAUCUUGGUUAUCAGAAAUUGACGAACAGCUCAGAGAUUGCUCAUCUCCGACUGCUGAUAAAUACUCUGUUCAGAGAAAAUUAGAUAAAUUAGGUCAAUUAGUUGCUCUUAAAACUGAGGGAUCAACUCUUAUUGGUUCACUACACGAUACUGCUCAUUCAGUUUUACCAAAUACUUCUGGGACAGGUAAAGAGGAAAUUCGUGCCUCCGUUCAAAAAUUACAGAAAUCUUGGGAUAUAAUAUUAAAUACUUUAAAUGAAACAAGAACUCGAAUGGAAAAUGCAUCUUCAUUUUGGCUGCUUUAUGAUGAAUCCGCAUCGACUGUUAGAAGAUAUUUAAGGGAAACAGAUAAUAGCUUUAAGCAACUUAUGUCUCACCUACCCUCAAAUUUACACGAAAAGAGAGCUUUAGUUGAUCGUGUUAGACUUGCUCAGGCCAAUGCCAUAGCUCAGCAAAGUAAUGUAGAUACAUUAAUCUCAAGGGGUCGUCUCGUGUCAGAAUGUGUUCAAGAUGACACAAUUUUAAAUGAAGCUGAAAAAUUGGCUAAAGAAUAUGAUAUGAUUUUAGAUACCUUGAGGGAAUACUCUUCAAAGUCUGAAAGGUUUGUUAACGAUCAUGAGAAAUUUGAACAAUCACUAACAGACGCUCAUUCCUGGAUUCAAUCCACCUCUCAACAACUAUCAGAAUGUCGGGACUUGUGCACUGAUAGAUUAACUCUGCAUACAAGAUUUAAUAAAGCCAAGGAAUUAACUCAAAUGAAGAGCAUAGGACAUGAAAAAGUAACUAAAGUUGAGGACACGGCAGCUGCUGUUCUCCAAAAUACAUCUCAAUCUGGAAAGGAUGCAGUAGAACAGCAAUUAACAGAGCUUAAAAAUUUACUCAAUAGGUUGGAUAAAGACGUAGAAGAAACUGCAAUAAAAACAGAGCAAGCAGCAAAUAGUUGGACAGAGGUUAGUGACGACCUAGAAAAUAUGUCCACUUGGUUGAACGAAGCCGAUACUAAAUUAAAAAGCGAACAGCAAAGCAAAACAACAUUGAACGAAAAAUCUUCUUCAGUUAACCGCCUCAGUGAUCUACUAGCAGAUGUAGAAGGCAAACAAGUCAAUAUUGAACAAAUUUCAGAGAAAGCACACUCAGAACUAGCUGGAGAUACAAAGCUAACUUCGAAAGUUUCACACUUAGCUGCAAGACAUUCUAUUUUACAAACGCAUGUGACAGAUGCAUUGAAGCGAUCCCAACAGCAUGUUUCUGAUCACGAACAGUUUGAGAAAGCUCUUAAGGAGGCUCAAGCAAGUCUUUCACAUGUUGAAAAUAAACUAGACUCAAUAGAGAAGAAUUUAGAAACAGACGAUAGGGCUUUCAUAGCUGCUCAGUUGGAUCGUUUAACACAUUUGCAAAAUAAUGAACGAGAUGUCUCAGGAAAGAUACGUUGCGUUCAUACUUGGGCAGACAAAACUAUGGCAACUACAGCGCCUCAUGGGCGUGAGGAUAUCAGAUCAAAAAUUGACCUACUGCAAAAAAAUUGGGAUGUUGUAACUGAGAGGUUAUCAGACAUUAGGGUUUCUUUAGAUAAUCGACAUUCUCAAUGGACAAGCUAUGAAGACUCAAAAGCAGCUAUAAUAAAAUGGAUAAAAGAGACUGAGCGUCGGCUUCUUCAAAUAGGGGAUGAUACAAAGCCAGAAGUUGGAGAAAAGAAGAGCCAUAUUCAUUCCAUUAAGUCUGUUCAACAUGAUAUAACGGCUUAUAGUCCAGUCUUAGAGUCUUUUUCUCAAAAAUGCUCAAAUUUAUCAAAAAUUGAAACAACCUUAGAUCCUCAAUCAGACUAUGAAUCUCUAAAAGAUCGUGUUACGAAUAUUUUAAAUCGACUCGAGAAUGAACUUCAAGAUCAUGAGGCAUUUGAAGAAUGCUCCGCUCGUUAUAGAUUAUGGAUUAGAACUGCCAGAGAGCAUUUAGCUGCUUGUGUGGAUUGUUUCGGAGAUCGUGCAUCUAUAUUGUCUAAACAAGAAAAAGUCCGGAGUAUUUCUGUCUCUCUUGAAGAAGGAAGGUGUCUAUUACUUAAAGCCGAUGAGGCAUGUAGGAAUGUUAAACCUAAAAAUUCCAUAACUGUUAAACACGAAGUUGAGACAAUGAAAAGAGAAUUUGAAGAUCUGGAAGAAAAUGUUCGAUCAGCAGCAGCAGAACUCGAAGCCUGCUGGAAUAAAUGGGAACAAUUUGAAAGUUCACACCAAUCUCUUUCGGCUUGGUUGUCUGAUAAACACAAUGAAAUGCAAGAUUUAGAUUCUGCUUCAGGUUCUGACCUACAGGAGAAGGAGAAAAUAUCUGAAGAAAAGUCAAAACUACGAGAGGAUGUACUGCAUUAUCAGUCAGAGCUGGAUAAACUUAAUUCGGCUGCAGCAAGUCUUCUUGCUUCUUCAUCUGAUACAAGAGCUUCACAUGUUAGCACUCAAUUCACUUCCAGAUAUCAAAAUCUACUUGCAGCUACUACAGAAAGAGCUAGAAUUUCUCAAAUGCAAACUGAAAAUCACAGACGCUAUGAUGAAUACUUAUCAGAGGCCCGGAACUGGGUUGAUAAUGGAUUAGUAAAAUUGGAAAGUGUCACGCUUCAUGAAAGUCGUCGUAAUUUAGAAAAUCAGACAGCUAUCUUGAGAGAAUUAGUAGCGAACAUGGAACAAGGAAGCAGAAAAUUAAGAAAUGCUUUGGAGCAAGGAGAGAAAAUUAUGUCUGAAACCAGCGUACCUGGACAGGCUAUUAUCAAGGAAAAAAUCAGUAACUUACAGUCAGAUUUCGAAACACUUAGACAAAACGUUUCUUCAACCAAAUCUGAAAUUGAGACCAAAGCCAGCCAUUGGAUAAGUUUUGAAAAAUCUAUCGAUCAACUUCAAAUUUCGUUGCGAGAUGCUCACAAAAGGAGUUCAAUGAUAUCCUUACCAAUUGACUUAGAUAAUAUGAAAAUAGAAUUAGAAAAAGUGAAAACCCUUCAACAUGAUGUUGAUGUCUAUUCUCGCCAAGCUGAAACCCUUAGAAAUAAAAUAGAUAAUCUAGGCAAAGUGCCAGAGGAAAUCGAAAGUAUGAUUGAAGAAUUUAACCAAGUUAGGGAUGAUGUUGGGGAGAAACUAACUAUCAUUACGGAAAUGGUAAACAUGCAUAAAGCUUAUAAAAAUGAAUUCAAAACUAUUCUAGAAUGGGUAACUAAUGUGAAACUAGAACUUCAAAGACUCGAUACCCCUUCAGCCACGACUCUAGGUGAAAUCGAGACACGGCAACAGGAACUGGAAAGCCUCAGAGAUAAUUUAGAAGAGGGAGACAAACGUUACACUAAAAUUAUAUCAUUGAGUGAGGAUGUUUUUGGAAGAACAUCAAAAGAAGGACAGAAAAGGUUAACAAAUGAACUCAAUUCAUUGAAAGAUGAAAUAGAUUCUCUUCAUGUUUUAUCUAAGAGAAUUGACGAAAAUCUAAUAACUUGUCGAGGAUACUAUGAAGCAUUUAAGGAUGCAAACUUAGAUUUUGACACUUGGCUUUGCGACUCUGAAGAUAAAGUAAAAACUAUAGCUCCUUCCUCUCCGAAUUUAUCCAUUGAUCAACAAAGAGACUUAGAUAGUGUGCUGGAGGAUAUUUGCAACCACGAGAAUCAAUUAGAUGAUUUACGGGAGAAAUGUGAAACUAUAAUUGCAGAAGGAGCUGAUCCCAGUCAAUUAAAUGGGGUUCUUCAGCUAGCUGCUCGAUAUCAUUCUUUAAAAACAACUGUUAAGGAUGGUGCCCGAAAGGCUCAUGAUGCUCUUCGAGACGAAAAGUCUUUUAGAGUAGCCGUGGAAGAAUGCAAAGCUUGGCUCCAAUUAGAAUUGGACAAAAUACGAAAGAUACGCAAUACAACUGAUGGAUCUUGGGACGAACUAGACUCCAAGCUUCAAAUUACCACCAGAGUAAUGAGUGAACAAGAUGAAGGACUGCGGAAAGUACAAUAUGUUGUGGAAAAUGGUCAAAAGUUAUUAUCUUACUUGCCAAUUGGUCAACAAAAGGCUAGAAUAGAAAGAGAAAUGGCUGAUAUUUCAGAUACUUGGGAUGAACUACAAACUGAAUUGAAGACAACUACCGAGAAUCUAAAGCUAGCUCGAUCCAAAUGGAGCACUUACGACGAUGAACAUGCUCAACUUUUAGAUUGGUUACCUAAAGCUGAAAAGGAAAUCGAGCUAUUGUCGCAACCCGCAGCAGAUUUAUCGGAAAAGAAGACUCAAGUAGAGCGCUCUAAAGUAUUUAUAAAAGAAAUCGAGGAUCAAGAAAUUCGAUUAGCAAAGAUAAAAGCUACGACACAUUCUCUUAAUGAGAACGAAAACGUAAGACAAAAUGUAUUAGAUAUGGCAGACAAAUUACAACGUGUUCGGACACAAGCCUCUUCAAUUUCCGAAGGACUACUUAAAGCUUAUGAAACUCACCUAGAGUACAGAAAUGAGUUGAAUGACUUUCAACGCUGGUUACUAAAUAUAUCGGGAAGAAUUGGGGAAAUUAAUACUUUAGGCGCUGCAACAUCCUUACCUAAAGCCGAACAACAGUUAAAUAGGCAAGAUGUUAUUUCCACAGAAAUUUCUGCACAAGCUGAUACUUUAGAUUUCUUACAAGAGAAAGCGAACAGUUUAUGUGUUAUUAGUACAAACCAUCCCAAUUUUGUCUCGUCCAUUAAAACUCAGAUAAAUGAGAUUGAGGAGAGUUUAGAAGCGUUAGAUUCAACUUCUUCUGGAUUAAAGAAUCGCCUGAACUCAUGUGUCAAGAAAUGGAGAGAACAUUCGUCCUUAUUGGGAAACUGCAAUGAUUUUAUUGAUCAAGAAGUUCUUGUUUGGUGUGAGACUCACUCUGAUGCUCUUAUAACAGAUGUAUCAGUAAUUCAAAAAGAGUUAGCUCAAGCUCAGAAUUUCUACAGCAAGUUAAGAAAUUACAGAGAACAACUAAAUAAUUUGGUUCGAGCUGCGUAUACAGCUGCUCCAGCAAAUGCCAUAUUUAGCGAGUCUUCUUUGGAAGAAACUGGUUUAAAUCGUAAUCUGUUGACAGCUAUGACUAAACUCGAAAACGAAAUUGAAAAGCGAAAAGGUAUUUUGUUGAAAUGGGAAAAUGCAGACGAAUUCAAGAACAAUUUGUUAGAGUGGUUGUCAACAAAACGAAGUGAAUUGAAAGAAAUUAGCUCAAAGAAAGCAAAGUUGCAUAGGCACGCUGCCCAGCUUGAUUUAUCAAAACUUCAAGAUGUCAGAAGUGAAUUAGUCGAUCGACGACGAGCAAUAGAUGACUUAACAAUACAGUAUGAUCAAAUUGAAAGCAAUUCAUCUGAAUCAAAUCAAGUGAGAGAAAAAUACCAUGACUUGAUAGAAGAUGUCGAGGCUACAUUGAAUGCGAGAACGAAACUAAUGAAUGAUACAAGUUCUUAUGAGGAUCUUCGCAGUGAUGUUGCCUGCGCUCUGGACUCAAUUGUAACUGAUACAGAAAGAAUAUCAAAACACUCACAACCUCUUAAAAAUAGGGUAGAACAUCUAGAGAGAACAUUUCAGUAUUUAUCCGAACAAGAAGCAAGUAUAGAUAUAUUAAAAGAUCUAGCUGGAGUAAUUAAGAAUCAAGUUAGUUCUCAUGAUGGCAUUUUGGUAGACGAAAGAGUAUCAGAUUUAGAUAGAAAAGCAGUGGAUUGCAAAGCUAAAAUUGAAAAGAACUUGAACAAUUAUCAGAAAAUUGUUGUUGAAUAUGAUAGUGUUACAAAGAAACUGGAGGCUUUGUGUGCUUGGCUAAAUGUUACUGAAGCAACCGUUGAGUCUAUGGAACCUAUGGGAAGUUCUCCAAAUGAUGUUCAACUAGUUCUUGAUGCUCUGGAAGCUUUAGAAAACGAAAUUAUUGAGAAAAAACAAGAGGUCAUUCAAGCUGGAGAAUCUCCUAUUCUAUUAGAAUUAGGGUCUGCCGAGAGAACAAUGAUACAACAGCGUUUAGACAAUCAGAUCACCCAGCAUUCUAAUUUAAUGAUGAGCGUGGCAGAUAAGAAACGACAGUUACUAAAUGCUCUUACUUACCUCAAAGGAUUUCAAAUAGAAAUGAAAUCUUUUGAGGAUUGGUUGGUCAAUUCAAGAAAUUUGCUGUUUAAAGCCAAAAAUCCUCAAUCAGUUACUGAACAGGCUAAUCUAAUGAAAACUAUUCUAGAUGAUAUAAAAGAUCAUAAAAUUCUAAUCGAAAAAUUACAGAGAGACACUGCUACUAUAGCAUCACUCUGUUCUGUAGAAAAGCGAGAAGAUUUAUUGAAUCGCCUGCAGCAGAUGAAUGAUCAGUAUGAUGAACUUAAGUGUUUAGCUGAAGAGAGUACUCUAGAAAACAAAAAAUCUCUAAACAGCCUAAAGUCUAUUUCUGGAGAUGUUGAAACUGUUCAUAAAUGGUUAGAAGAAACAAGCUCUAAUUUAAAACCCCUAGUAAUAGAAAACAUUAACGUAGGCUCUCUUGAAUCUGAUAAACAAUAUCAUGAUAAUCUCCUUCGUACGGCUGAUGAAAUGAUGACGGCUCUAGAUUCUAUCAGAGACAGAGCUUCCGAAAUUAAUGGUUCUCAAAGAUUCGAGAUUCUUGAAAGCAUUGGAAACGAAUAUGAGAAUGUUGAAUAUCUAAAAUCCACCUUAGAGCAGAGAAAAGCAGAUAUUGAACGGGCUUUGCAUACUCACUCUCAAACAGAAGGCAAAAUUACAGAAGUGCAACAAAUUUUAAUUGGCAAAUUAAAUGAGCUAACAAAACUUUCAAAAGCUCCCAUAGGGCCCAGUCAAGAAAGUGCUCGUCGACUUCUUAUUCAAGCAGAGAGACUGGAAAGGGAAUUAAGAGAUUAUAAACCUCAAGUUGAGGAGACAGUUAGUUCUUUAUCGGAAUUUUCGAAGGGAGGACACCAACGAACAGAACAGGAAAUGACAAAACUUGUUAAACUCAGUAGCGAUGUAGAAAAUGCUUGCGAACAGCUUCUGUCGAAAUUUAAAAGUGCGGCAGCUCUACGAAGGACAUAUGCCGAACAUAGAGGAGAGAUUGAAACAGUUAUCGAUCAAAUGUAUCAACAAAUUGAGGCUGUAGAAUAUGAAGGUGUUCCUGUUCACACAAAAUUAGAUCGAUAUGAAGCUGUCCUUGAAACAAUAGCCGCAAAAGAUCCACAAUUAGGAAUAUUACAAGAUCGAGGAGAGCAAAUUAAAGCUGAUGGAACAGUAGCUGAUAAGGAUGUAAUAUCGUCUCAAAUGGAGACCUUGCAAAAGAAAAUGUCUGACUUGAAAAGUAAUGCCGAGGAGAGGGGUAGAUCUGUCCGAUUUGUUAUAUCAGAAAGAGAAGAGAGAGAUCAGGCUCUAACCAAUGAUAUAUCUUGGCUGGAGGACAAGUUAAAACGUUUACAAAAACAAACACCAUUACCAAUUGAUUUGGCAGAGGCAAUUGCAGACAGAGAAAUAUUUGAAAAACGCGUCUCUGAAAUAGAAUAUCGAUUAGAAGAUGUUGUAAUAAAAGGGCAAACUCAAAAGAAUCAUUUUGAAAACCUUAAUGAAAUGGUUCCUUUAGACAUUCGUGAUAAAUUAGAAGAAAUUGAAACCAUUCAGAGAGAACUGACAGAUAGUGUCGCUGAAAAAAGAAAAUAUUUAGACAAUGCAUGUCUGUUACGAAAAUCAUUUGAGGAAAUGUUUUCAAAUAUAAGGGAUUGGGUUAGACAAUCUGAAGCUAUUGUUAGAUCAACAAACAGCACUUUAGAAAUGGUAAGACCUGUGAUUGGAAAUCAAAUUGUUAAAGAAGCUGAGAUAAAGUCAUUAGAAGAGGUUGCUAAUCAACUGACUAGGUCAUUGGACCUCAACGAUUCUCAAACUAUUAAUGAAAUGGUAGAGGGUAUGCGUGACAGAAUCAAAUCUGCUGUUGAAAGUGCAAAGGAAAAAGAAAGACAACUCGAGACUGAGAAUAAAUCUAAUAAGACUUUCUCAGAACUACUAAACCAAGUAAAAUCAACAAAUAAAGAUUGUGAAGAUAAAUUGAAAAAGUGUUCAACUCUCCAUUCCCCAUCGAGUGCAGAGCAUGCUAAAAAUCUGGCUUUGGAAUGGCAAGAAGCAGUUGACUUUAUAACUCAGUAUUCGCCCCUGGUAGAACGGUUAAAGUCCUCCGCAGCUGAACUACGGUCACAUUUAAGCGAAAAUGAGCUUCAAGAUUAUUUAUCAGCUAUUAAAACUUGGAAUGCAAUUCUUAAUCAAGUUGGAGAGGGUAAAGAUGCAGCAGAUCAGUUGGCAAGCGAAUGGAAAGAUUGGAACAGCGAUACAGACGAAAUAACUACUUCACUCAAAGAUAUUGAUUCUCUUUUAACUACAGAUAUUCAAAAUAUAGACAUGAAUGAAUUAACUGAACAGUUUUAUAAGAUAAAACAGGCAGAGAGAAAUAUUAUUAGCAUGGAGCCGAAAAUACGAGAUUUAAAAGUGAAUGCUCAAUCCUUGAUAGGAAAAUUCUCAGAUAAUAAUGACUCCCAAGACAUAUUACAAAAUAAACUGAUGACUGUUUUGGCUUCUUACGAGGAAAAUAAGGAAAACGUUAAAGAAAAUUUGAAUACACUGGAAGCUGCACUGGCGGAGAGAGACAAUGUGAAAAAAGCAUUGUAUACGAUUAAGCAAUCACUAGACACCAUUCAAUUGAAAUUGCAUCAACUAUCGAUAUCAAGAGGUUUGAAGCCAAAAGAUAAACUAGAACGACAGCAAACUUUGGAAAGUGAAAUGAAAGAAAAGAUGAAAAAUUACCAUGCUGCAGUAGACAGGACCAAUAUUCCCAUGGAACUUGUAGAAGAAGCUAAGUCAAUAGAAGAAAAAUACCUAGAAGUUUGUAAAGCUAUUGAAAACACUCAAAACGAUUUAAAAGAUGUUCAAACUAUUCAAAGUGAAUUUGAAACACGAUUUCAAAAUGUGAAACUAUGGUUAGAGAAUGCCAGUAAAACCUUAUCACAGCCACCAUCUGAUGUGUUGAAAUCAGUCGAUGAUGUUGAUGAAUUAAUGUCAGAAUUCCCUAAAUUUGAAAUUGAGUUUGAAGAAUUAAACGCAAAAGCUAAUAUUUUACUGAAGAGUGCUUCUCCACUCGCGAAGUUACCCUUAGAGAGGUCGAUGGCAGAUAUUAGUGACAAGUGGAAAGUCAUAAAGUCAGCAGCUGAGAAGCAGCUAAAGGAAGCAAAGGAAACGAAAGAUGCAUAUGAAACAUCAGAAAAUCUAGCAAAUGAGUUUGAAAUAUGGCUCGCGAAUGUCGAAAGUUCAACAACGCCUUUUGAAGAUUGGAAAAACUCAAACGAACUACAAAAUAAGUCAGCUCAAGUAAAAAGAGCAAUAGUAGAAGUCAGUAAUCGCUCAGAAGAUAUAAACAAACUUCAACUUGCUCUUGAGCGGCUGCAAAGACAACCCCAAUCGUUGGAUGUUAUAGAAAGGCUCCAGAAUAUUGACAAGAAAUACUCUGUCUUACAAACUACUCUCCCUGAAAAAUUGUCAGCUAUGGAAUCAUGGAAGGACUGUCAGAAAGAUUUAACAAGUGUUACGAGUGCGUUUAACGAUUUACAAAAAACAAUGUCAAAUUCUGUUUUAGAAGAAGCUCCUGCUGUUGAAAAACUUAAAGUGAAGCAACAUCAAUUGAUAGAAGUAAAUAAGCAGCUAGAUGCACUUGCUAUAGCACAAAGAAAAGAAAGAGAUGCGAGAAGCAAAAUGAGGUGUGAUAAUCCAUCUCCGUUAUGUGGGCCACUCAUAGCAGAACUAAAGGAACUGAAGGAUCAACUUAACAAUGAUUGCCGAUCCUUAAGAACACAAAGUACAAAAGAAACGGCUAAAGUGAGAGAGAUUGAUGAUUUGAAAACGAAACUUGCUCAAGCAGAAGCAACCCUUCGAAAGAAAACUUCUGGUGGAGAGAAAGUGCCAAAAUCUCUUGAUGACAUUCGCAAAGAAAUUGCUGAAACUCAAGAACUAACACGCCAAGUGAAGGCUCUAAAAGAUCGUAUUUCCACUGUUAGUAAUAGAAUGUUGUAUUUGCCCUAUGGUACUAGUGCAAAUUCUACCCCUAGAGAUACCCCAUAUUACAUGAGUAGUGAACCUUCAUCUCGCAGUAGUACUCCUAGUUUGACAUCUCUUGAUAAGGGCAAACUUGACUAUAAUCAUUUAUUCCCUAUUAAGCCUUCAUAUGACUUUCAUGUAAUCAAAGACAACCCAUUAUCCCUUUCUGGUACGGUGUUUGAAUUAACAGAGGAAAUUAAUAAAUCAUUUGAAAAUCAAAUUUCCGAACCGAUUAUAACUAUGAGCAAACUGGAUGACCCUUCUUCAAUAGAAAAAGUAAAUAGUGCUAAAGAUAUUAUUUUCGACUCUUCUGAUUUGCUACCAGCAAAUAAUGAAUUUCUGAUUAUAGUGGAAACUUCUAAUUCAAUUGAUAAAGUUAUUUUUGAGCAAAACGAUUCAAAGUGCUCUGAAAUAAUUCUCGACAAUAAAUAUCAGGGAAAAAGUGAUGUUAAAGGUAACAAAUUACAAAAGGAGGAUAAAAAUACUGAAGGUCCCAGAGAACAGCAAAACACUCAAAACUCCAUAAAUAACGGAUAUAACUUAAAAUGUACUCACUCUGUAUCAACAACUCAUGAACAUUCUUUCUCUAAGGAGGAAAGUUUACAACCGAAACACAAAUUUAGUGAAGACUCAACUGAUUCCGACGAUUAUGAAAGCUUCUCUUCAGAUUCAAUAUAUUUUAGUCCCAACAGAAGUAGAAGAAGUACUUUAGAGGAAUUAACUUUUAGUAUUAAUGACAAUAUUACUAAAAAUUCACCAUCUGGAGAUGAAAAUAUAAUGUAUAAAGUUCAGAAUAAUUCAUUAAUCUUAUCUUCACCACUCGAUUUGUCCGAGGACAUUAGUUUCCUGCCGGAAGUAGAAUUUAAUAAAGCAAAAGAAGAAAACAUCCCCGAAAUAAGAUGGACUAAAGCAGUAAUGAGCUUUCCAAUAUAUGAUGCCGAUGAUGAGUAUGAAGAGAGUAGUCGUUCGUCUAGUCAAAACACUCAUCUCAGUAGUAAAAGCAGCCCAGAGCUGGCUGUUUCUGAAAAAUGUUCGGAUUUAGCAACAGAAGAAUACAAAAUUGAUGAUGUUGAAAUUUUAAAUGAAAAUAGUUGCGAUGAAAGCAACGACGCAAGCGGCACAACAAAUACUAUAAAUAAAAUAAUAGAUUUAGAAGUAUUUGAAUCGCCUGUUCUAACUGAUACUGGUUACUUUAGCGAAAAAUCUUUAAAUGAAUAUAAUGAAAAAACUACAUCAAGUUUAGUAGGUGGCACAGAAAUAUUAAAUGAAAUAACAAUUGAAAAAAUCCUAGAAUCAACCAAACUCAAUACUACAAAUGAAAAGGACGAACUAACAAUGUAUCCAAUUCAAACUGUAGUAGCAAAUAGUGAACCCAAUGAAAAUGAACUUGCAAAUGCGAGACAAAUAAUUACGGAUAUUAAUAUUGAGACAGACCUUGAAUCAUUAACAUUUCAAUUAGCUGAAAAGCAAUCUAAACCACUGCCUAACAUUGAACUAUCAGUACACAGUAGAGCCUAUCUUGAAUAUCCACCCAAAGAAGAUGGCUUGUUUCAUAAACCGGAUAAAGACAGUUUAUAUAAGGAGUUAGAAUUGUUGCAAAAAGAACUUAUAAAUCGACCACAAUGCAUAAUUGAAGUAGAAAUUGAAGAAAGUUUAGAAUCGAAAGUAACAAAUCCAGUAGAAGAUGAAAAUGCUUCCAGUAGACAACUCUUUAUUCCAGUAUCAAGUAUGCAUAUAGAACUAGACAAGGAUCCGCUAAAAGCUGAUUCUUCUCAUGAAUACCAAUCAAUUAAAUGGAAUACCAAAAAUGACUCUAAAGAAAAUAUACUCCCGGAAGACCAAAAUUAUACUCUGGACAAUCCAAGUCUAACUGAUACAAUAGAAUUGUUUCGAAAACAAAACUUGACUGAUAUUCAGGUAGCAGCUGCACUAACAAUGGAAACAUUUUUAGAAUCAACAAUGUUCAGUUUACAUGAAGGUAAAAAAAAUCCAGUGAAAGAAUGCCCCAUUGAUAUAUUGACCUCUAAAGGUAAUUCUGAAGAAAGUGCUUCAAGCGUCAUGGUAUGCUAUACGCCUGAUGACAAAAACUAUGGCAAUGAAAUUGAAUUGAUGCAAGCACUACCUAAAUCACAUAUAGCAAAUGAGCUGAGUAUUGUAUCAAAUCUACAAUCAACAGUAUUUAAGACAUUAGAUAACAACGUAACUUUAAAAAAAGAACACACGCCAUCAGAUGAGUCGUAUUUUGAACUUGAUAACAAGAGUUAUUUGAAACAGAUGGAACCAAUAAGAGAAAAGGACCUAACUGAUAAAUAUAUAUCGACCGAAUUAAUGAUAGAAACAAAUUUAGAAUCAACAGUAUUCCAUUCAAUGGAAUAUGAGAACAACUUACUAAAGGAAGCCGCCACUAGAAAAGGUGGAAAAUAUGACUUAGAGUAUGUCUCAACCGAUGAAUGUUGUGUACCAACAUUUGGUAUAAUAAAACCAACUGAUGAAAUUGCAUUGAUACGUGGAUAUCAUCAAUUAUUCAAUACACAUUUGACUACUGAAGUUACUGUUGUAAUACAUCUAGAAUCAACAAUGUUUAAAGCAGAGAGUAGAGACCAUACUAGAACUCAGAAUUUCGCUAAGGAAUUUUCGUCUAUCGAAAGUGCCCUGGAAGAAAGUAUAUCAAGAGACGAAUUGUACUUUACACAAGAUAAAGACAGCUUCUCUGGUGACAGAGAACUAAUACAAAUCACCCAUGAAACAUCUGUUUUGUCAGAGCUUGCUGUUGAAACACAUUUAGAACCAACAUCAUUUAAUACAAUAGAUAUUUACAAUGAUAGUGCAACAAAAUAUCUGAAAAAAGCAGCUUUGACUGACGAAGGAAAUUUUGAGAAAGACAAAUCUAAUGAAUGCAACACAACUAAAAUUAAAUUUGAACAAACUCAAAAGUUAUCAAAAGCCAGCAUAAAGGAAUUAAAAUUGUUACAAAAAGAACUUUCAAAUCGACCACAAUGCAUAAUUGAAGUAAACAUUGCAGAAAGUUUAGAAUCGAGAGUAACAAAUCCAGUAGAAGAUGAAAAUGCUUCCAGUAGACAACUCUUUAUUCCAGCAUCAUGUAUGCACAUAGAACUAGAAAAGGAAGAGUUAACUGACGAGUCGUUUUUUACACCGGAUAGUCAAAGUAUAAUUAAUGCAAUAGAAUUAUUGCAGAGGUACCUAUCUGAAACUUGUACAAUAACCAAAGUCUUAAUCGAAUCAUACCUGGAGUCAACAAGUUUUAAUCAAAUGGACAAUUUCAAUAAUCUAUCACAAGAAGACUUGACACACAUUAAAAGUGAAGGUGAAGGCGGGAACUUAUAUCUAACACCUGAUAAAGAAAGUAUAGCGGGAGAAUUGGCAGUAUUACAAAAACAAGAGUUGAAUGAAGCAAGUACAAUAAAUGAUUUAAUAAUUGAAACACAUCUAGAAUCAAGAACUAUUAAUUCAGUUGAUAACGGGCAUGCCAGUUCAGAAUUGACAGAAUUUCAUGUAAAUGAUAAUUGUGAUACUACAAAAAGUGAAGUGUUCCUUACUCAAGACGAUAUAAAGUUGGUUGAAGAAAUCGAAUUGCUUAAAAACGAAUUCUCAUCUGGAAAUAAAAUAAUUAAUGAGUUAACAUUAAAAGUUAAUUUAGAAACAACUACAUUUCCUUUACUGGAAACUGAAAGUAAUACACGAAAAAACUUCCUUCCUAUUUCAUUGACUGAAGACACUGAUAGCGAAAAAGCUACUUCAGAGAAUAUAUACCUCUCCUUUGAGUCGAAAAAACACGGCUCCGCUGAAGAUUUAUCAUGGAUUGAAGGUGACUUAGAAAGAGAAGAAAAUAUUGACCAUGUUGAAUAUUUAAUCCAAACUAGGCAUGGAAGCAUAUCACAAACUGGAGAUAACAAGACACAGAUAUAUUGUAAUCCCAACCCUAAUUUUUUUAAUUUUGAGCUAGCUAUGCUGGAAUGUUUGAAUAAGAAAGAUGUAAUUGUAAAAGCUACAAUAGAAACACAUUUGGAAUCUAUGAGAUUUGUAUUAUCUGACGAAGAAGUAGAAAUGUUAAAGGAACGAAUUCGAACUGUAACGAAUAAUAGUCAAAUGACACGCAUUGAAAAGCCGUCAAAGCAGGAAAGUAAGGAACUUUUCGUACCAGUUUACUUCGUUUCAGAAAUAAAUUUGGAGUCAACCAAGUUUGAGGAAGUUAGAACAAAUUCUCCUAUCACAGCAGAAAUACUUUGUAAGAAAAGUUUUCAGUCCCCUGAUAUUCACUCUGAAGAUCAUGAGUUUUCGAAACGAUAUCCAACCAGCAUAUUUUCUCCAAAAAAGAAAAUAAUUUUCAAUGAAAAAAUGCAGCUCUUUCCUGAAUUGGGAAAAAAACAAGAAGUAUUACGAAUUGCCACAGAAACAUACCUUCAAUCAACAAAAUUUAAGGAUUCACAGAAAAAUUUAGAAGAUACAAUAUCUUCAAGCUCUACAAAGGAAACGAAACAAGCAUCACACAACAAAAAUACAGAGAAGGAGAUAUCAAGAGAAACAAGCUUAGAAUCUACAAAGUUGAAUCCCAGUGAAGAACAUACAUCUAUGGAGAGUUUUAAUAAUAACCGUAAAGAGGAUAAUGAAUUUUUUAUGCCAGAGAGUACGAUCACUAAUUUUAGACACGAAAAACUUAGAGCAGUAGAAAUUACUACUAUUCUUGAAUCAGUAUGUAUAACUGCCCCUAAAAAUGAUGGUGACAGUGACAUUACGCCAAGGAACAUAGAUGAAAAUAUAUCUCAAUCUCCAACUAAAAUCAGUCAAAAUUUAAAUACAUUUACAUCAUCAUAUAUUGUAAAUAUCGAAGACGUUUUAAAAGAGACUGAAAGGAAUAACGUCAUUUUCUUAAUCCAAACAAAAACCAAUCUUGAAUCUAAACAUUUGGCAGUUAAUAUUAAUAUGCACGAGGAGCAUUUCUCACAAAAUUUAUACUUCAUUCAAGAAGGUGCUACACCGAAACGAGAAAAUGAGAUAUAUCUCAAAUCUAAAAUAUCGAAUAUAAGCAGCAAAGAAGAAAUCAUUGAAAGCAUUAAGCCAGUUGGAUACUUACUGCAGUUAUCUUUAAUUGUAACCCUUGAGCCAACAAGCUUCACGAUCCAUGAUAUUGCCAAUACCUCUUUUAAACAAAAACAAGAUAAAGUUCCAGAAUAUGAAUCAUCAAAAAGUGACGAUUUCGAGAAAAGCGAAGUCUUUUUCACGCCAUCAAUGUCGAACAUAAAGAGCGAAUUGGAAUUUAUUGAAAGUCAAACAAAAACCAAAAGUCUAAUAGAAAUAAACCAAUUUUCCAAUCUUGAACCAACAUGUUUUAAGAUCAAUAACAUUGAAUAUGACUACUGCAAAAACAUUCACAAAGAUGUUGAAAAAGAUGCCAAACAAUUUUCGCCGAAAACAACAAACCUACAUAACGAAAUUCAGUGUUUUCAAAGCGAGCCACAAUCGAGAAACUUGAUACAAAUCUCAGCAAUUACCAAUCUUCAGUCAACUCAUUUCCAGACGCACACCUCAAAACACACAAACGAUGAUCAUCAAAAGUACAAGUCAACAGAACUCAAAGAUUCCAAUAAAAUUAAAACAUUUCCUUCAAAUCCAGACAUCCAUUGCAAACAUAACGAUUACAUCAACGAAAUAACGCACGUUACUCAUCUUGAAUCAAAAAAUUUCAAGAAAAGUGAAUAUCAUGAUAUCUCAUUUGUUAAGAAAGGCUAUGAUGUUCUGGAAGAUGAAACAACAGAAACAAAAAAUUGUGAAGAAAGUGAAAGGUUCUUUAUACCUCGAUCAUCAAGUGUAUUAGACGAACUUGAAUGUUUCGAAAGCGUGUCAAAAACGAGUAACUUAAUCGCAGUAUCGAAUGCCACUAAUCUCGAAUCUAUAUAUUUCAAGAGUAGUGAUUUCGAAAGUGAAAUCUCUGAAACACCAAAAGAUAAGGUUAUAGAAAAUGAAUCAAAAGAUACCGAAAGUCACACAGACGAGGAAACUUUCCUUACCCCAAAAUCAUCAAGUGAAAUUAGCGAAUUACAAUUCUAUCAAAGCGACAUAACAAAUGAAAUCGUCAGAGAAAUAACGCACGUUACUCAACUUGAAUCAACACAUUUCAAGAAAAAUGAUAUUGAUGAUAUCUCAUUCGUUAAGAAAAGUAAUGACGUUCCGGAAGCUGAAACAACAGAAACAAAAGAUUGUGAUGAAAGUGAAAGGUUCUUUACACCUCGAUCAUCAAGUGUAUUAGACGAACUUGAAUGUUUCGAAAUCGAGUCAAACACGUGUAUCUUAAUCGAAGCUUCAAAUGCCACUAAUCUCGAAUCGACAUAUUUCAAAAAGGGUGACUUCGAGAGUGAAAUCUCUGAAACAGCAAAAGAUGAGGUUAUAGAAAAUGAAUCAAAAGAUACCGAAGGUCACACAGACGAGGAAACUUUCCUUACCCCAAAAUCAUCGAGUAGAAUUAGCGAAAUACAAUUCUAUCAAAGCGAGAUAACAAAUAAAAACGUCACAGAAAUAACGCACGUUACUCAUCUUGAAUCAACACAUUUCAUGAAAAAUGACAUUGAUGAUAUCUCAUUCGUUAAGAAAAGUAAUGAUGUUCCGGUAGCAGAAACAACACAAACAAAAGACUGUGAAGAAAGUGAAAGGUUCUUUACACCUCGAUCAUCAAGUGUAUUAGACGACGUUGAAUAUUUCGAAAGCGUGUCAAAAACGAGUAACUUAAUCGCAAUAUCGAAUGCCACUAAUCUCGAAUCGACAAAUUUCAAAAAGGGUGACUUCGAGAGUGUAAUCUCUGAAACACCAAAAGAUGAGGUUAUAGAAAAUGAUUCAAAAGAUACCGAAAGUCACACAGACAAGGAAACUUUCCUUACCCCAAAAUCAUCAAGUGAAAUUUGUGAAUUACAAUUCUAUCAAAGCGAGAUAACAAAUAAAAACGUCACAGAAAUAACGCACACGACUCAACUGGAAUCAACACAUUUCAUGAAAAAUGACAUUGAUGAUAUCUCAUUCGUUAAGAAGAGCAAUGAUGUUCCAGAAGCAGAAACAACACAAACAAAAGACUGUGAAGAAAGUGAAAGGUUCUUUACACCUCGAUCAUCAAGUUCAUUAGACGAAUUUGAAUGUUUCGAAAACGUGUCAAAAACGAGUACCUUAAUCGAAGCAUCGAAUACUACCAAUUUCGAAUCGAAACACUUCAAGAAAAGUGAUCACGAGAGUGAAAUUUGUGAAAUGUCAAAACAUCAGGUUCAAGAAAAUCAAUCGAAAGAAUCUGAAAAUUACACAGAAAAUGAAGCUUUCAUUACCCCAAAAUUAUCAAGCGCAAUAAGCGAAUUACAAUUCUAUCAAAGCGAGAUAACAAAUGAAAUCGUCAAAGAAAUAAUGCACACUACUCAACUUGAAUCAACAUAUUUCAAGAAAAAUGACAUUGAUGACAUCUCAUUCUCUAGUCAAGACAAUUAUGUUUUGAAAGCUGAAACCACAAAUACAAAACAUUCAGAUGAAAAGGAAGCAUUUCUAUCUCCUCGAGCAUCAAGUCAUUUUGAGAGUGAAAGCUCCAAAACACCAAAAAAUGAGCUUCAAGAAAAGGAAUCGAAACAAAGCGAAGGUUACACAGAAGAUGAAACAUUCCUCACCUCAAAAUCAUCAACUGAAAUUAGCGAAUUACAAUUCUUUAAAAGCGAGAUAAUAACUCAAAACGUCACAGAAAUAACGCACACGACUCAACUGGAAUCAACACAUUUCAUGAAAAAUGACAUUGAUGAUAUCUCAUUCGUUAAGAAGAGCAAUGAUGUUCCAGAAGCAGAAACAACACAAACAAAAGACUGUGAAGAAAGUGAAAGGUUCUUUACACCUCGAUCAUCAAGUUCAUUAGACGAAUUUGAAUGUUUCGAAAACGUGUCAAAAACGAGUACCUUAAUCGAAGCAUCGAAUACUACCAAUUUCGAAUCGAAACACUUCAAGAAAAGUGAUCACGAGAGUGAAAUUUGUGAAAUGUCAAAACAUCAGGUUCAAGAAAAUCAAUCGAAAGAAUCUGAAAAUUACACAGAAAAUGAAGCUUUCAUUACCCCAAAAUUAUCAAGCGCAAUAAGCGAAUUACAAUUCUAUCAAAGCGACAUAACAAAUGAAAUCGUCAGAGAAAUAACGCACGUUACUCAACUUGAAUCAACACAUUUCAAGAAAAAUGAUAUUGAUGAUAUCUCAUUCGUUAAGAAAAGUAAUGACGUUCCGGAAGCUGAAACAACAGAAACAAAAGAUUGUGAUGAAAGUGAAAGGUUCUUUACACCUCGAUCAUCAAGUGUAUUAGACGAACUUGAAUGUUUCGAAAUCGAGUCAAACACAUGUAUCUUAAUCGAAGCUUCGAAUGUCACUAAUCUCGAAUCGACAUAUUUCAAAAAGGGUGACUUCGAGACUGAAAUUGUUGAAACAUCAAAAGAUGAGGUUAUAGAAAAUGAUUCAAAAGAUAAUGAAGGUCACCGAGAAGAGGAAACUUUCCUUACCCCAAAAUCAUCAAGUGAAAUUUGUGAAUUACAAUUCUAUCAAAGCCAGAAAACAACUGAAAACGUCACAGAAAUAACCCAUACAACUCAACUGGAAUCAACACAUUUCAGGAAAAUUGACAUUGAUGAUAUAUCAUUUGUUAAUAAAAGUAAUGAUGUUCUGGCAGCUGAAACAAUAGAAACAAAAGAUUGUGAAGAGGUUGAAAGUUUCUUUACAUCUGGAUCAUCAAAUGUAUUAGACGACGUUGAAUAUUUUGAAAGCGACUCAAACACGUGUAUCUUAAUCGAAGCUUCGAAUGCCACUAAUCUCGAAUCGACAAAUUUCAAGAAGGGUGACUUCGAGAGUAUAAUCUCUGAAACACCAAAAGAUGAGGUUAUAGAAAAUGAAUCAAAAGAUACCGAAAGUCACACAGACGAGGAAACUUUCCUUACCCCAAAAUCAUCAAGUGAAAUUAGCGAAUUACAAUUCUAUCAAAGCGACAUAACAAAUGAAAUCGUCAGAGAAAUAACGCACGUUACUCAACUUGAAUCAACACAUUUCAAGAAAAAUGAUAUUGAUGAUAUCUCAUUCGUUACGAAAAGUAAUGACGUUCCGGAAGCUGAAACAACAGAAACAAAAGAUUGUGAUGAAAGUGAAAGGUUCUUUACACCUCGAUCAUCAAGUGUAUUAGACGACGUUGAAUAUUUUGAAAGCGACUCAAACACGUGUAUCUUAAUCGAAGCUUCGAAUGCCACUAAUCUCGAAUCGACAAAUUUAAAAAAGGGUGACUUAGAGAGUGUAAUCUCUGAAACACCAAAAGAUGAGGUUAUAGAAAACGAAUCAAAAGCUACCGAGGGAAUAGAAAGGGAAGAUAAGGAAGAGACCAAAGAUUCCUUUGUACCUAGAACAUCAAAUAUCAGUGAAGAAAUAAAAAAAGACUUAAGCAAAAUAAAACAUGAAAACGUAACGGAACUUAUACUUUCAACGAAUCUUGAGUCACCAUCCUUCAUAAUUUGUGAAAUUGAGAAGAACAAUGUUUAUAAAGAGAUGUUCAAUGACAAAGAAGAAAAGAAAGAAAACCAGAAUUUCCCUUCACUUACAGUGUUCAAUGAUGAAUUAGAAUGCAAACAAUACUUGGAAGAUAGCGAAAAUCUUCUUCAAAUUAUGAUUACUACGCAAAUGGAGUCCACAGUUUUUGAAGCAGAAGAUAAUAUAAACCACAUAGAAGAGCAACGACACGAUAUUCCUUUAGAUGAGAAAAGUAUUUCUGAAGACGAUGAAAUCUGCAAAGAUUCGUCAUAUAUUACUCCAGAGAAUGAUUCUUUCAAUGAUGAAUUAGAAUGCAAGGAAUACUUGGAAGACGGGGAAAGUCUUCUUCAAAUUAUAGUCACUACGCAAAUGGAGUCCACAGUUUUUAAUACGGGAGAUAGUAAAACCCACAUUGAAGAGCAACAACAAGAUAUUCCUUCAGAGGACAAAAGAAUUCCAGAAGACGAUGAAAUCGCCAAAGAUUCGUCAUAUAUUAAUCCACAAAAAGAUUCUUUCAAUGAUGAUUUAGAAUGCAAGGAAUUCUUGGAAGAUGGCGAAAGUCUGCUUCAAAUUAUGGUCACUACGAAAAUGGAGCCCACAGUUUUUAAUACGGGAGAUAGUAAAAGCCACAUUGAAGAGCAACAACAAGAUAUUCCUUCAGAUGAAAAAAGCAUUCAUAAAGACGAUGAAAUCGCCAAAGAUUCGUCAUAUAUUACUCCACAAAAAGAUUCUUUCAAUGAUGAUUUAGAAUGCAAGGAAUUCUUGGAAGAUGGCGAAAGUCUACUUCAAAUUAUGGUCGCUACGCAAAUGGAGUCCACGGUUUUUGAAGCAGAAGAUAAUAUAAACCACAUUGCAGAACAACAACACGAUAUUCCUUUAGAUGAGAAAAGCAUUCAUAAAGACGAUGAAAUCGCCAAUGAAGCGUCAUAUAUUACUCCAGAUAAAGAUUCUUUAAAUGAUGAAUUUGAAUGGAAGGAAUACUUGGAAGAUGGCGAAAGUCCUCUUCAAAUUAUGGUCACUACGCAAAUGGAGUCCACAGUUUUUGAAGCAGAAGAUAAUAUAAACCACAUUGCAGAACAACAACACGAUAUUCCUUUAGAUGAGAAAAGCAUUCAUAAAGACGAUGAAAUCGCCAAUGAAGCGUCAUAUAUUACUCCAGAUAAAGAUUCUUUAAAUGAUGAAUUUGAAUGGAAGGAAUACUUGGAAGAUGGCGAAAGUCCUCUUCAAAUUAUGGUCACUACGCAAAUGGAGUCCACAGUUUUUGAAGCAGAAGACAAUAAAAACCACUUUGAAGAACAACAACACGUUAUUCCUUUAGAUAAAAAAAGCAUUCAUAAAGACGAUGAAAUCGCCAAUGAAGCGUCAUAUAUUACUCCAGAUAAAGAUUCUUUCAAUGAUGAAUUAGAAUGUAAGGAAUACUUGGAAGAUGGCGAAAGUCUUCUCCAAAUGAUAGUCGUUACGCAACUGGAGUCCACAGUUUUUGAAGCAGAAGAUAGUAAAAACCACAUUGCCGAACAACAGCACGAUAUUCCUUUAGAUGAGAAAAGCAUUCAUAAAGACGAUGAAAUCGCCAAUGAAGCGUCAUAUAUUACUCCAGAUAAAGAUUCUUUGAAUGAUGAGUUAGAAUGUAAGGAAUACUUGGCAGAUGGCGAAAAUCUUCUUCAAAUGAUGGUCGUUACGCAACUGGAGUCCACAGUUUUUGAAGCAGAAGAUAGUAAAAACCACAUUGCCGAACAACAGCACGAUAUUCCUUUAGAUGAGAAAAGCAUUCAUAAAGACGAUGAAAUCGCCAAUGAAGCGUCAUAUAUUUCUCCAGAUAAAGAUUCUUUAAAUGAUGAAUUAGAAUGCAAGGAAUACUUGGAUGACGGCGAAAGUCUUCUUCAAAUUAUGGUCACUACGCAAAUGGAGUCCACAGUUUUUGAAGCAGAAGAUAAUAUAAACCACAUUGCAGAACAACAACACGAUAUUCCUUUAGAUGAAAAAAGCAUUCAUAAAGACGAUGAAAUCGCCAAUGAAGCGUCAUAUAUUACUCCAGAUAAAGAUUCUUUGAAUGAUGAGUUAGAAUGUAAGGAAUACUUGGCAGAUGGCGAAAAUCUUCUUCAAAUGAUGGUCGUUACGCAACUGGAGUCCACAGUUUUUGAAGCAGAAGAUAGUAAAAACCACAUUGCCGAACAACAGCACGAUAUUCCUUUAGAUGAAAAAAGCAUUCAUAAAGACGAUGAUUUCACGAAAGAUUCAUCAUAUAUUACUCCACAAAAAGAUUCUUUCAAUGAUGAUUUAGAAUGCAAGGAAUACUUGGAAGACGGCGAAAGUCUUCUUCAAAUUAUGGUCACUACGCAAAUGGAGUCCACAGUUUUUGAAGCAGAAGAUAAUAUAAACCACAUUGCAGAACAACAUCACGAUAUUCCUUUAGAUGAAAAAAGCAUUCAUAAAGACGAUGAAAUCGCCAAUGAAGCGUCAUAUGUUACUCCAGAUAAAGAUUCUUUGAAUGAUGAAUUAGAAUGUAAGGAAUACUUGGCAGAUGGCGAUAAUCUUCUUCAAAUGAUAGUCGUUACGCAACUGGAGUCCACAGUUUUUGAAGCAGAAGAUAAUAUAAACCACAUUGAAGAACAACGACACGAUAUUCCUUUAGAUGAGAAAAGCAUUCAUAAAGACGGUGAAAUCGCCAAUGAAGCGUCAUAUAUUUCUCCAGAUAAAGAUUCUUUAAAUGAUGAAUUUGAAUGGAAGGAAUACUUGGAAGAUGGCGAAAGUCCUCUUCAAAUUAUGGUCACUACGCAAAUGGAGUCCACAGUUUUUGAAGCAGAAGACAAUAAAAACCACUUUGAAGAACAACAACACGAUAUUCCUUUAGAUAAAAAAAGCAUUCAUAAAGACGAUGAAAUCGCCAAUGAAGCGUCAUAUAUUACUCCAGAUAAAGAUUCUUUCAAUGAUGAAUUAGAAUGUAAGGAAUACUUGGAAGAUGGCGAAAGUCUUCUUCAAAUGAUAGUCGUUACGCAACUGGAGUCCACAGUUUUUGAAGCAGAAGAUAGUAAAAACCACAUUGCCGAACAACAGCACGAUAUUCCUUUAGAUGAAAAAAGCAUUCAUAAAGACGAUGAUUUCACGAAAGAUUCAUCAUAUAUUACGCCACAAAAAGAUUCUUUCAAUGAUGAUUUAGAAUGCAAGGAAUACUUGGAAGACGGCGAAAGUCUUCUUCAAAUUAUGGUCACUACGCAAAUGGAGUCCACAGUUUUUGAAGCAGAAGAUAAUAUAAACCACAUUGCAGAACAACAACACGAUAUUCCUUUAGAUGAGAAAAGCAUUCAUAAAGACGAUGAAAUCGCCAAUGAAGCGUCAUAUAUUUCUCCAGAUAAAGAUUCUUUAAAUGAUGAAUUAGAAUGCAAGGAAUACUUGGAUGACGGCGAAAGUCUUCUUCAAAUUAUGGUCACUACGCAAAUGGAGUCCACAGUUUUUGAAGCAGAAGAUAAUAUAAACCACAUUGCAGAACAACAACACGAUAUUCCUUUAGAUGAGAAAAGCAUUCAUAAAGACGAUGAAAUCGCCAAUGAAGCGUCAUAUAUUACUCCAGAUAAAGAUUCUUUCAAUGAUGAAUUAGAAUGUAAGGAAUACUUGGAAGAUGGCGAAAGUCUUCUUCAAAUGAUAGUCGUUACGCAACUGGAGUCCACAGUUUUUGAAGCAGAAGAUAGUAAAAACCACAUUGCCGAACAACAGCACGAUAUUCCUUUAGAUGAAAAAAGCAUUCAUAAAGACGAUGAUUUCACGAAAGAUUCAUCAUAUAUUACUCCACAAAAAGAUUCUUUCAAUGAUGAUUUAGAAUGCAAGGAAUACUUGGAAGACGGCGAAAGUCUUCUUCAAAUUAUGGUCACUACGCAAAUGGAGUCCACAGUUUUUGAAGCAGAAGAUAAUAUAAACCACAUUGCAGAACAACAUCACGAUAUUCCUUUAGAUGAAAAAAGCAUUCAUAAAGACGAUGAAAUCGCCAAUGAAGCGUCAUAUGUUACUCCAGAUAAAGAUUCUUUGAAUGAUGAAUUAGAAUGUAAGGAAUACUUGGCAGAUGGCGAUAAUCUUCUUCAAAUGAUAGUCGUUACGCAACUGGAGUCCACAGUUUUUGAAGCAGAAGAUAAUAUAAACCACAUUGAAGAACAACGACACGAUAUUCCUUUAGAUGAGAAAAGCAUUCAUAAAGACGGUGAAAUCGCCAAUGAAGCGUCAUAUAUUUCUCCAGAUAAAGAUUCUUUAAAUGAUGAAUUUGAAUGGAAGGAAUACUUGGAAGAUGGCGAAAGUCCUCUUCAAAUUAUGGUCACUACGCAAAUGGAGUCCACAGUUUUUGAAGCAGAAGACAAUAAAAACCACUUUGAAGAACAACAACACGAUAUUCCUUUAGAUAAAAAAAGCAUUCAUAAAGACGAUGAAAUCGCCAAUGAAGCGUCAUAUAUUACUCCAGAUAAAGAUUCUUUCAAUGAUGAAUUAGAAUGUAAGGAAUACUUGGAAGAUGGCGAAAGUCUUCUUCAAAUGAUAGUCGUUACGCAACUGGAGUCCACAGUUUUUGAAGCAGAAGAUAGUAAAAACCACAUUGCCGAACAACAGCACGAUAUUCCUUUAGAUGAAAAAAGCAUUCAUAAAGACGAUGAUUUCACGAAAGAUUCAUCAUAUAUUACGCCACAAAAAGAUUCUUUCAAUGAUGAUUUAGAAUGCAAGGAAUACUUGGAAGACGGCGAAAGUCUUCUUCAAAUUAUGGUCACUACGCAAAUGGAGUCCACAGUUUUUGAAGCAGAAGAUAAUAUAAACCACAUUGCAGAACAACAACACGAUAUUCCUUUAGAUGAGAAAAGCAUUCAUAAAGACGAUGAAAUCGCCAAUGAAGCGUCAUAUAUUUCUCCAGAUAAAGAUUCUUUAAAUGAUGAAUUAGAAUGCAAGGAAUACUUGGAUGACGGCGAAAGUCUUCUUCAAAUUAUGGUCACUACGCAAAUGGAGUCCACAGUUUUUGAAGCAGAAGAUAAUAUAAACCACAUUGCAGAACAACAACACGAUAUUCCUUUAGAUGAGAAAAGCAUUCAUAAAGACGAUGAAAUCGCCAAUGAAGCGUCAUAUAUUACUCCAGAUAAAGAUUCUUUCAAUGAUGAAUUAGAAUGUAAGGAAUACUUGGAAGAUGGCGAAAGUCUUCUUCAAAUGAUAGUCGUUACGCAACUGGAGUCCACAGUUUUUGAAGCAGAAGAUAGUAAAAACCACAUUGCCGAACAACAGCACGAUAUUCCUUUAGAUGAAAAAAGCAUUCAUAAAGACGAUGAUUUCACGAAAGAUUCAUCAUAUAUUACGCCACAAAAAGAUUCUUUCAAUGAUGAUUUAGAAUGCAAGGAAUACUUGGAAGACGGCGAAAGUCUUCUUCAAAUUAUGGUCACUACGCAAAUGGAGUCCACAGUUUUUGAAGCAGAAGAUAAUAUAAACCACAUUGCAGAACAACAACACGAUAUUCCUGUAAAUGAAAAAAGUAGAAUAAAAGAAUACUUGGAAGAUGGCGAAAGUCUUCUUCAAAUUGUUUUAUCCACGCAAUUAGAAACCACCUGUUUUCAUGAGGAAAAGAAUGUUGAACAUAACAUUCCAAGAAGCAAAAUGGAAAAUGAUGUAGAAAAAAUUCAUAGUGUUUUCGAGGAAAAUAGAGAGAAUUUUGUAGGAGCGAUAUAUUUAGAGUUUUUUAGUGAAACACCUAAUAUUGAAGUGAAAAAAUGUUUUUUAAGCUCUCCAGUAAUCUCAACGAUUUCGGAUUUAUCGCUUUAUAAAGCAAGUAUUUUGCCGUCUUCUCCUUUCGUUUCUGAAUGCGCUGAAUUUACAACUGGAUGCGAUAAUUUCUUCUGUCUACAAGAUACAUCAAUGAAUUUAGAAAGUCAACUGAAUUUUUAUGACUCUUCCUGCAUUGUUAGAGAGAAUGACUUUGACGAAUCUUAUGCUAGUGAUUCAAUUAAUGAGCCGGAACAGACGUUUUCAGAAUUUUAUGAUCGAAUUUCUCAGGCAAGAGGUUUUUUUGGCGUAUAUUUUCGAAGAAAAAACAUUUCUAAGGGACCUUCAUAUGAAAUUACUGAAAUAAUGGAAGACGCAAAGGAAUAUAAUGUAAACAACGAGUCAGAAUCAUCUUCAGUGGAUUCAGAAGGACCUGAUAUUGAAUCAAAAGGUGCAGACAGUUCAAAAGUUGAGGGGGAUGUAAAUGAACAAAAUAUGAAAUUCGGAGAUCUUCAAGAAAAUAUGCUUGAAAAAACCAAAAAACCUACUUUUGAUAUUGAACAUGCUAGUGCUCAAAUCAAUAAAGAGAACAAUCUGUCUAACAUUAGUCAAACAAAAGUUGAAAGAAGCUCCACAAAUUUAUCUUCUGAGAACCAGGAAUCAGGACUAGUCGAAUUGAACGAGAACGAAUAUGACGAAACUAAGCUUGAAUCUGCCUUCAAGCCAUUUAACACAGCACAUUUCAUCCCUAGUGUACUGUAUUCGAAACUACUAGAAAUUAAAUGUUUAGCUGAUAAAUUUUCGCAAGGCGCAAAUAGUCAAGAAACAGAUUGUACUGAACUUUGUGCUAACAGAGAAAAGUUAUUUGCGCCGGAAAAUGAUAUUUCUGAAAAUGCACGCAAGAUUGAGAAAGAUAAUUCGAAAAAGCUUAAUGUUUCCACUAAAAGUCAUGAAGAAAAUAAACUUUCUGAAUCUGGCCAAAAAAUUAAAGAAGUAACGGAAAUUCAUAGUUUCUCUCCAAUAUUCACAGACAAAGAAACUGAAAUUAAUCUAUAUAAAAGUGUCGAAUCAAGUAUUGAUAUUGAAAAUUUAAUCUAUAAUAGUACUAUUAACAAUUCUGAUAAAUUAAGUACUAUCAGGUCACAGGACACACAAUCUUAUCAGAUAGAUAGCUCUGAUGUAUCACCCAUAGAAAUAUCUGUACAUUCAACUGAAAAUGCGAGAUCCUCUGGAACUGAUCCUACUUUCUAUGAGCAAAAAGAGAACAUCAGAGACUUUCUACAGCAAUCAAAUGCCUUAAAAGUAACAAAAGAGUGCCCUAAAAGCAUAGUCACAGCUGAAAUAUCUAAUUUCGCAUUGGAUCAAAGUGAAACUGAUAUGGAAGUAGAAGAAAUUAUGGGUGAAGUAGGAAAUAAGAACGAGAAGUUACUUUAUCCAAAUAACUCUUCACUUCAAGAAUUAGAGAAUUCUUGUAGUGAGCUUGAAUCCCAGCUUGCAGAAAGAGAUGCCGAACUACAAAAACAACUGAUACAGUACGAGUCCCUCGAAACUGCUCAACUUAAUCUGGAUGAAAAAUUGGAGUAUGUUAAAGAUAUUUUAAAUAGAGUAGAGUCUUUUCCAACAUCUACAAGCAAUGAAGAGAUAGACAGAGCUCUAGAUGAGCUAAGGAAUGCUCAAUCAGAUCUAAAAGCUAUGCAAGAUGUCAGUCAAAUCAUUGCUGAAAAAUCAGAAGACACUCAGGUCAAUGAAACUAUGCUAUCCUCCUUGUCAUUAACAGAGAAAAAGUUUAAACAUUUACAAGACAAAGCAGAUGAAUUGAACAAUAGCCUAAAACUUACGAAACAGCAAAAGCAGGAGCAUGAAAAUGCGCUAGAGGAAUACAUGAGUGAUUUAAAAGAAUACGAAAAUUGGCUGGCCGAGGAAAAAACAAAGUCUCAUUCAUUGCCUAUAAAUCCUACAGAAGAAGACUUAGAAUCAGUGAAACAAAAUCAACGGGACCUGGCGAAUAAUUUGCUGAUUCUAGAUGAAUUUGCUAUAAGAUGUGAACAAUUACAAGAAAAUGCCACACCAGCACAAGAACAAACUCUCAAGCUGCGGUUAGCUGAAUUACAAAACGCAACAUCCGAACUGCAACUUGAGGCUUGCACAAGACAGGAAGAAAUUCAAACUGCUCUUGUUGUAUCGAAUAGGCUGAAAGAUGAUCUAAAAAAUUUUGAACAAUCUGAAGAAACGCUUAAGAGAUGGGUAGAAAAGAGUCGAAAGAACGAACCCGUUGGAGAAAGCACGCUUUAUGUUGAAAAUCAAGAUAAUGAUAUCAGAGAGAAACUGCAAGAAGAACUAAUUCAGCAUCAAAACUUUGUUAAGCAAUUCACGGAAGAUGCAAAAAAGGUUUUAAAAGAUGAAUGGCAAGAGGAAAUUGAUGAACCUGAGGUAAAAAUGCGAGCUCUAUCUUUGAAAUUGGCAGAGAAAAGGCGUUAUUUAGAUGAAAUUCUCGCUCAAAAUACUGUACCAAUAUUACAACCAUUUGUGACUCCAAAUAUUCCCGAACUAAUAAAUGAAACCGGAUUAGAGUUGUCAAAUGCAGUUGACGAGAGUAUAGCAAUUCUAAAAGCUUGCUUAUCCGACGUUCAAUCUCACGCUGAUAGUAGUCAACAAGCUCGGUUACAGCAUGUUGAAAAAUUGCAAAAGGCUUAUGGCAAAACAUUAGAAACAAUGACUGAAUGGCUAGAUCAUGUCCAACCAAUCGUUCUAUCCUCAGCUAGCGAUGAUGAAGAUGAUGUAGAUGAACAGUUGAAACAUUUCCAUGGCAACAUGGAUGUUGUUCAAGCAGUUUGCGACCAAUUGCAAAGCACCUCACCCAGGGUCCGUGAAAACCUCACGUCUUUAGAUGAUUUAACAGCCAGAGUAGAAGCAUUAGAGGAAAGAGCAGAUACCAAAGAUAAAAUAAAAAGAGAAAGAGAGAGAGAAAAAUCUAGAUUGAAAGAUGCAAUGGAACAGGUUCAAAAGGAUUUAAUAGACCUCCGACGGCAAUACGCCGAAACACUAAGACGAGAAUCUCCUCUUGAACGUCAGAGAGAGGAAAUAGAAGAGCUAGAUAGAAAAGCACUAAAUUUUGAGCAAAAGAUAAAUGAAUUUACUGAAAAUGACUGCACCCCAACUCCUGAGCUCACUUCCUUGCAAUCGCAUUGUCUUGAGUUGCAGCAACAAGCAGUAGAAACUCGAGCUUAUUUGAAUAAAGCGUCGUCUCUUCAGAAUCAAUACGAGCAAGUUUUGCAAGAAUUAUCCGACUUCGUUGAAACAGCUCAAUCUAAACUUGCAACCUCCCAGGUCCCUUGCCGUUCUGUGUCUCUCCUUAAGGAAAAUAAGCAACACCACAAUGAAUUUUUUAAGAAUCUUUCAUCCCAUUGUUCAAUCUUGGAUAACCUUAGUCAAAGUGUCGAUAUUUCGACAAGAAACCGUCAUAGGAAAUGGCACGAGAAAGUUCUCGACGAAGCUCGUCUCAUUGAAGAAAAGGCUGGUGCAAGGGCUGCCCUGUUAGAUAAGUUAAUAAGAGACUGGACAAAAUUAGAGAAAAACGUGAAACAACUUCAGACUGUUUUAAAAUUCCAAAAAGACAGAUUAACUAAAUAUGAAGACAGUGUUCAAUCACCAAGUCAAUCAGCCUAUAGUGCAAAAGUUGCUUGCGAUGUCCAUAGAGUUUUGUACGAUCGCCAUUCAGAAUUAAUGGCAACAUUAGGAAUUGGUAAGGAAUUGUUAGAGAAAAUUAGCUGCCAAACUUUGAAUAUAGAGUUGAAUGAACUAGGAGAGGAUUGGAAUGAUACAAUGAAAAUGGCUGACAACCUACAUCAACGCUUAGCAAAUGUUGUUGAUGCCAGAAACGAAUGGCAAAGAGAAAUUAGUGGUUUUGAAAAUUGGUUAAUAACAGCCUCUACUAGAAUGGAAAGUCUGAAAAGCACUCCAAUGGAGUAUAUGAUUGAUACAUCAAUGAACAGGCUUCUCACUCUAAAGCAACAAGUAUCAGCCAGAGUUGAAGAUCACCAACGCCUAGAUGAAUUAACAAUGAAUCUACUUUGCUAUGAACCACCAGAUUAUGAUAAAAUUGAAAGUAGAACCAUUAGAGUAAAAGAAGAGUGGGGCAAACUAAAAAUGGAUUUACAACAGCUGGAAAGUCUAGCUCACAUGAGCAGAACCUCAAGAUUACCAACAGAAAGAGCUCUAGACCAUGUUUUGACAACAUUGUCUGACAUUGAAAAAUAUCUAAACUCAAUACAUGGAAGUUCUGUGUCAACCAGACAGGAACUAGGCUCAAUUAUUGAGAAACUGAAUGAAACCAGAGUUGAACUAGAAAGUCGACAAGGUGCUGUUGAUUUAGUAAAUGACAAAGCAACAUCUGAUCUGGAUAAUGAUAAAAUAGCAGAAAACAUCGGUGAAAUGAACAAUUCUUAUGGUCUCAUGAGUGCAAGAAUCAAAGAGGCCAUUACAAUGCUGAAUUCAGUAGAUGCCGUUUGGAAGGGUGUGGAGGAGGAUGUUUUAUCUCUCGAAUCUUUUUUCAAUGAAGAAAUGGAUCGCUUAAAGAGACGCCGAGCAGCUAUUAGAAAGGCAGAUAGUGUCAUGGCUGGACUAAAAGACGCAAGGCAAGUUCUUGAUUCUCUUAGAGAUAAGGAAUCAAGAAUCGAAGAUCUUAGAAAUAAAGCUAAAGAAGUAGUUGAUAAAGCAGCAGAAACAGAAAUAGUCAUUAUAAAAGAUUUGAAAGUUGUUGACACACUCUCAAACAAAUGGCUAGAAGUUGCACGAAGAGCUAAGGAGGAGGAAAGAGAUCUUCAUGAAAUUUUUGACUUAUGGUUAUCCCAUGAUGAUAAUGAGCAAGCUUGCAACGCGAUUGUCUCACACGCUGAAUAUGCAACUGAGCGCUUUACAGAAGCAUCAGGGGACGCAUCAAGCUUAGCCCUUCAACUGAAACAAGUAGAAAACGCACUAGAAGAUUCAAACAGAGCACCGAUCAACGAUUUAGCAUCAACUGUUAACAAACUGGUAAAUAUCGUGCCUCCUGAAAUUGCAAUCGAAAUACGAGAAGGUGUAAGCUCAGUCAGGGAAAGACACACUCAUGCUUGUCGAAUUUUAGCAGAAAGAAUACACCGUUGGAAGAGUAUACUAUCAAUAUGGCAUACUCUUGAAAUUGACACAAGUAGAUUCGAGAAUGAGUUUGAAACGACCAGGCAUGAUAUCGCCCAAUUGUUAGUAAAUUGUCAUGGUGCGAAUGGUGAACUUGAAGUUUAUUUAGGAAGCUGCAUUACACUAAAAAAUCGACUAGAUAAAUUGAAGACUGAGUGUGAACAAUUAUUAAGAUCAGCCUCUCAAAUGGAAAUUGAAAGAACUACAAGAGCUCGUUUGAUAGGUCGCUUUGAAGAAAAAUUGGGCCAGAUUACUGAGUCCAAGCAUCAAAUUGAAAGAGCGAAAGACAAGCUGCAAACCAAUACUGAGAAUGUUAUCCAUAUCAAAAACGAGCUUGAUAUGAUUGAACAACAAAUAAGUGACUGUGAGAGUCAUGUCGAUGAUGACUCCGGAGUAGAAAUUUUAAAGUUUUUGGAAAACGACAUUGAAUCUCUUACUGGAAAAUUAUAUAGAACAGCUCUGAGUGAAGAGGAUACUGCCAGAGCAAGAAAAACACUUUCUAAAUGGCAUGGUCUAAAAGCAGCCGUUAACCAAGCUUACAAGAAAAGGAUGGAGGAAGUAAAUGCCUCUACUAAGUUUACAAAUAAGUGCGAAGAUUGGCUUCAAACAUUAUCCGAAGCUGAAAGACAACUGGCUAAUCCUAUUGCUUAUACCAAUUUUAAUGACUUAAAAAGACAAGCAAGCGAGGCAAGAAGUUGGAAUAAUCAAUUGGCCAGCCGGCAAAGUGCCUUCCAUUCAAUUGUGGCGGACGCUGAAGUUGCAAACUUAGAGGAAAGUAAAAUUGAUUUAAUGAAAGAACAGUGGGCUUCAGUCAUCCUUAGAGCAGAUGAAAGACACCGGCUUAUUGAUGAAGCUGUAUGUAAAUGGAAUAGCUUUGAAGAUUGUAAAGACAAGCUGUCAACUUCUCUGAAAAAAUUAAAUGACGAAUUGAACAUGAUGCUUGCUGCAAAAAGUCCAUCCUUGCAGUCUCUUCAAGUCAACUUACAAACCCUACAGCGAGUAUCAUUUCACAUCGAACAACUGGAUGUUCUUACAUGCGUACGCGUUGUUGGUCGAGCUUUAUUAGGCUCAUCAUAUUGGCUAGAGACACAUGAAAGGGAUCUUGCUGGCCAUCAUCAACUUUAUGACAGAGUGCAGAAUCUCGGCCAAGAACUUGGUCAGAUUUACGAGACAGGGAUUUUACAAACAGAAUGGUUGGAAGCUCUCGAGAAAGUUGACCAGAAGAAACAAGAUAUCCACCUUGCUCUCCGUAAUUGGAAUAAUGCAAAUGAAUCUCUAGAUGAAAUGCUGUCAUGGUUAAGAAGAGUCAGAACUACUCUCUCACAGAAAAUGCCUGAAGAUCAUGAUACUCUUCGUUCUUCUUUACAUGAAUGUGAUGAUCUAGCAGCUGCAUUCAUCGCUGCUCAGGGUAGAUUAGACCUGGUUCGCCAUGAUAUCGCAGAGGUAGCUGUAAACGCUUCACCAGAAGAGAUUGCCGUGUUAAAUGCUAGAUCGGAUCUUCUUGAGAAACAGUGGAAAGAAUUAAAAAACCAAGUAGAAGAUAGAAAAAGUCUAAUACAAGAUAGGCUAGCCAAAUGGACGAACUGGAAUCAAGAAGUCAAAGAUACAUGCGAUAGAAUGGAUGAGCUUCAAACAAGGAUUUUUAGUGUUUGUAAGCAUAGUGCAUGUGAAGAGGUUUUGCAGAGGUUGGAGGAGUGUGGCGAUUGGAGAGAGGAAGCUGAUGUUAUGAGAGAUGUUGUAACAGGUCUACAACAGCAAGGCAAACAGCUGAUGAUGGGUGCUGGAGAAUUACGAGCAGCCGAUAUUGAAAGAAAAUUAAUAAGCUUAAAGGAUAAAUCAGAAAAAUUAGAAGAUCAUUUGUGUCUAAGACGAAGGAAAUUAUAUGACACUGUAGCAGCUGUUCAACAACUCGAUAGUAGCAUGAGCAGAUUAAAGGAUUGGCUUUCCAAUGCGGAAAAAAGGCUAAGUACUCCACCAUCUUUCAGUAAACCAGACUCGGGCGAGUUACAUAAACAUCUUUUGGAACAUACUGAUACUCAAAGAGACUUAGAACGACACGCGGCUGGAAUAGCUGCAGUUUUGAACUUGUGUAGCGUCUUAAUGAAUGACACUGAUGCUUGUCCCACGGCUGCUGAAAUGCACUCUAUUCAAUCAGUUAAAACAUCCCUAGACAGUAGAUGGAGAAACUUAUGUGUUCUAAGCACUCAACGGCGAGUCAUGCUGGAACAAACAGGAAAAAAUUGGCAAGACUUCUCCUCAAAAUCAGAAGUUAUUUCAUCCUGGUUGAGAGAGGCUGAGCGUAUUCUUGCUGCUUGUAUUGAACCGACUUGUUUACACAAUUUAAAAGACUCAACUAGACGUGUGGAGGAGCUCCAAAACGAAUUACAUUCACAUUUAGCAGAUUUGGAUGCUCUAAACCGAACUUAUCGUCAGCUAGCUAGAGAUGGUCGGACAGAUAUUGGGCGAUCUCUUAAAUCUCAAGUAGAAGUUAUUAAUUCUCGUUGGGAUGAUGUUCAAUCUCAGUGCAAAACGGCAGUUAAACGCUUGCGAUAUCAAACUGCUAAUCAUGAAGAAUUUAAAUCUUGCAGGCAAUCACUAAUAGCCUGGUUACACACAGUGAAAGGCCGUGUUUCAAAUACUGUUGGAAGUCAAGAUCUAGACAUGCUCCAGGAUAUAUAUAGAGAACUUGAACAACAACAAGCUCAUAUUGAACAGUUAGAUACCAGUCUUCGUUCUCUGCUCGACGUUUGUCAACCAGCUGAUGGAGAACGUCUUAAAAGCUUAAGAGAUGAUGUUCACACUCUCUGCAAUAGAGUAUUUUCUCAGUUGCAAUCUGCAAGAAGCCAAGCCGCUACCGUUCCACCUUUAACCUUAGAAAUAGACUCUGAUCUCUCUGAUGAGGAAUCGAUAUCCGAUUCAGUAGAACUUGCUGAUCUGACGACUCGUAGUGAUGAUUAUAUGAGGCAAUAUGAACAAGCUCUGGAUUCAGUAACUUCAGCUAUUAGUGAUGCUGACACGAUAUUAAGAUCUCCAACUCCAAUAGGAGACGAAGCCUGCGAAGCAUAUAAUGAAGCAAUGGCCAGAUGUCGACAAGCGAGGGAUCAAUUAAGGAACAGAGAGGAAGAAUUACGAUUUGAAGUUGGCUUAGAAGAAAUGACCGGAGGAGUUCAUGCUCAAAUGGACGCUAUCAGAUCGAACUUGGAUACGAUGGGACGAGUUGCUGAGGACAAAACAGAAAGAGCUAGAAGAAAACGAGAUCAGUGGCGUCAGUUGGAAGAAGAUACGAGAAAACUUGACUCUUGGUUAGAUGAAAUUGAUGUGACACAAGAAACUACACCAACCGAUGUUGGGAGUAUAAAAUCAGCUAACAGAUCCCAUAGGGCUUUGCUAGAUUCUCUUGAGGCUAGAAAGCCUGUUUUACUAUCGUUGAACAUUCUGUCGGAAGAACUCAUAGAACAGGCCUCUCCGGAAGCCUCCAAACGUCUUAAAAAACGUCUUCUAGCUCUGAAUCAACGAUGGCAACAUGCUACUGAAAGAGCAAAACGCCGUCAGGGCCAAUUGCAAAUGGCUUUAGGAGAAAGUGCUGAUAUCCGUCGUCAAGUCAAUUCCCUAGUACAAUGGCUCCGAGGGGCUGAAGAAGGCGUUCACACCUGUAAGCCAAUUAGCGAAGACGACCAAUCAACUCUAACAGCAAAAUAUGGAAAAUUAAGACAUUUAAGGGAUGAUUUAGAGAGAACACAACCCAGAGUUCUUUCCUUGCAAGAUACCGUGGAACAACUGGCUGAAGGAAGUGAUGAUAUGGCUAACUGGCAAUUUAGAGAUCUAGUUGGUCGUCUGACGACUCUAUUGAGUCUAACAUCAACUUAUAUGUCCCGAAUUGAGAGAUCCCUAGAUUUACCGAGGAGUGCAAGAAGAUCAACAACUAGCGUAGCUCUUGAAAGACGCUACGGCAGCACUCCAGAUUUAUUACCAAGACACGUACGAAACUACUCUACGGAAGCAGAACCGACGCAACUACCAUUAGCCGAAGGCGCCCGCUUUGAACAUGUGUCAAGAUGGCGUCGAAUUAUAUACCGAUCCGUCCCUAUACAAAUUCUUUUAAUGACUUUAUUAGCAGCAUCAGCGCUAGUACCUAUAAUGGAUGAUGAAGAUUUUGCUUGUGUAUGGUCAGCGCUUGAAUCUGCCAUGGACUUACGUUUGCAAUGGCCGAACGGACAAGCGCCGUUUUAA